This is a messenger RNA of Corylus avellana, 543 nucleotides long. Lineage: Eukaryota; Viridiplantae; Streptophyta; Magnoliopsida; Fagales; Betulaceae. The record is from RefSeq and is a predicted model, not a curated record.
AUGGGUACCUCGGGAAACCGAGGCUGUUGGCCUCAACUGAUAUCAGUAAUAGCUUUUUGCCUCUUAGCCACUACUGUGGUGGCCAAUGAGCCUUACUUUUAUGCCUCACCACCACCACCUUACGUUUACAAGUCACCGCCCCCACCAUCACCGUCACCACCUCCUCCAUAUGUUUACAAGUCACCUCCUCCUCCAUCGCCAUCUCAUCAACCACCUUACGUUUAUAAGUCACCACCCCCACCAUCACCAUCACCACCUCCUCCAUAUGUUUACAAGUCGCCUCCACCUCCAUCUCAUUCCCCGCCACCUCCUUACAUCUAUAAAUCACCACCUCCCCCAUCACCAUCACCUCCUCCUCCAUAUAAAUCCGGGGCUAUUGAUCUUAAGGACUUUCGGCCUAUUAGUCUUGCGAAUGGAGUUCAUAAUAUUAUUGCCAAAGUCCUGGCCAAUAAGUUGAGAAGGAUUAUGGAAAAGAUUAUUUUGAAGCCCAAUAAUGCUUUUGUUAAAGGUGUGAUUUUGAGGAGAAAUGACGAUCUUGGAUAG